Molecule: messenger RNA, 2749 nt
Organism: Tachysurus fulvidraco (yellow catfish)
Lineage: Eukaryota; Metazoa; Chordata; Actinopteri; Siluriformes; Bagridae
Gene: sbk3
Product: SH3 domain binding kinase family, member 3
Exons: 4
Coding region: 400-1524 (374 amino acids)
Biological process (GO): peptidyl-serine phosphorylation; peptidyl-threonine phosphorylation
Molecular function (GO): protein serine/threonine kinase activity; ATP binding
Source: RefSeq, a predicted model, not a curated record
GACAGGAGUGAGAGUGAGAGGAGGACAUGAAAACGAAGGGGAAAACUUGAGAGUGGAUUAGGAGAGUAAGAGGCAACACAAGCGAAUGGGAGAAGUAUGGGAAUGGGAUGGGUAGGGGGAACUAAUGAGACAGACAGAUCAACGAGCUAGAGAGCACACCAACCAGAGGCCUAUAAAAACACACACACAUACUCACACACUGCUGGAUGCAUGGUGCAAUAGACUGGUAGAAGUCCGACUCUCAGACACAAAAGUCCGCUGAUAGCUUUGCACUCACCAAUCUCCAAUGUACUGUACUUGCAUUUAGAUGGUAGACAAGUGUGACAUCCAAUACAAAUGUGCAGGACAGAGUGAAGACUUGUAAAGACGUUCUAAGAGAUCUAAUCUGGCAAUUCAGUCAUGUCUGACGCUGCACGGGAUCUGGACGAACUGUGCUAUCUCACAGCUCAGUGUAUGACGUCCAUGGUGACUGCAGAGCAUUUUCGAGUACUCAAGAAGCUUGGAGAGGGGUCAUAUGGAAAAGUCAUGCUGGCUGUGCACAAAAAGAAAGGCACACCCAUGGCACUGAAGUUCUUCCCUCGCUGCUCUACGACUCUUCACACUUUUCUACGUGAAUACAACCUCUCCUUGUCCUUCUGCACUCAUCCCUCCCUCACACGUGCUCUUGGAAUCUUUUUCUCUACACCCUCCCACUAUAUCUUUGCCCAGCAGGCUGCUCUGUAUGGAGAUCUCUAUGAUGUCAUUGUGUCAGAUGUGGGGGUGAGCGAAGUGCAGGCUCAGAGUGUGAUGUCCCAAUUAAGCGGUGCUGUGUCUUACCUACACUCCUUGGGCUUUGUGCACCGUGACAUAAAACCAGAGAAUGUCUUCCUUUGUGCCCCAAACUGUCGCUGGGUCAAACUAGGUGACUUUGGUCUAGUACGCCCUCACGGCACCAAAGUACGUGCAGUCUGGUAUGAAUCCCCCUUCUGUGUCCCUGAGGUUGAACAGGCCAAGCAGAAGAAGAAAGAAAUUAGGAAAGAAGGAAACCACCGGACAGAGGAGGAAAAAGAUAUCUGGAUGCCAGUGGAGCCUAGUUUGGAUAGCUGGGCCCUGGGGAUCCUGACAUACUGCCUGCUCACCCGUUGUUUCCCAUGGGAGGAGAGCACAUCGGAUGACCCAGGUUACUUUCAAUUCUGUAACUGGUUUGACAAAGUCAAAGAAAAGGAGGACAGGGACAUGGGACAAAACAGGCAAUUGGACAAAGGAAGGAUCACUGGAGAGGAGGAAGUAGCAGUAGCCGUACCUUCUCAGUUUGAAUCUUUAAGCACUUUAGCUCUCACUUUGCUCAGGAGACUCCUGCACCCAUUGCCCAGGUACCGUGCCACGCCUGAUGAGGUCCUUUCCUACCUCGGGGGACCCUGGCUUUUAAAAACAGAGAAAGAAGAGAAGAUGAGACAGCAGGAGGCACAGGAGGAAGCCAGAAAGAUAUUAGGAGGAGGAGGAAUAGAGGAAGACAUAGAGAGGGAAAGAAAAAGGGAGCGAUAGAAAGAAGGAAGCUGUUAUCUAAAAUUCUAUUUUAUACUGAAAAGUGUUUGUAUUUUGGAAUAUAGUGUAUAAAGUGAUGUCCUCAAUCUGUGUAGUGACUGUGAUGAAGUGUUAAGUGUGAGCCAUGCUGAUAUAUUAAUAUGCAUAUAAUUUAAAAUAUGAAUCAGAUGGUUUCAGAAGAGGACUCUACAGAGUUGCCAUAGCAACUAUUCAGAUAAUGAUUCUAAUUUUAUGCAGUAACUAUAAUACGUAUUGUAAACUAUAGGGGGACAUGGUGGCUUACUAGGUAGCAUGACUGCCUCACACCUCCAGGGUUUGGGUCUUGCCACUGCCCUGUGUGCAUGGAGUUUGUAUGUUCUCCCAGUAAUUCAGGGGUUUCUAAAUUUCUAAAUUGUUUGAUGAGUAUGUGUGUGUGAUUGUGCUCCCACCGUUAGUCUUUAGGCUCCUUAAAAAAACAGACGGAAAUAUGGCCUAAGCAAGUAUCUUGGGUCAAAUUAAUAUAGGUAAUCCAUUUGAUUAAAAAAAAAAAAGCACAAGCAUAAAAGCAAUACACAAGAUGACACAAAGAUGAAAAUUUAUUUACAUGAUUAUAUGUUGACUUUUGGAUGUUAUAUGAAUUUCAAAACAAAUAUAACCUCAUGCAUGCUAAAAUUGUGCAAGCUUGUUUAGCUGUAAAUACUGUACGGUAUAUAUCAUCUUAAAAAGUAAGUGACAGUCACACCAACUUUCAAGCCCACCAGAUAAACAAUAAAAAAUGACUAUGGCAGGAAACAUACUUGGGAGUCCUGAACUACUGGUGUUAAUAGUGAGGAAUUUACAAGCUUGUUUAACAUGCAAACUGACUCUAAUAAGGUUUCUACUAUAGACACCUGAGAGCUGAGUGCAGCUAACCUAGAAUCAGUGGAGCUAUCAAAGACUGUGUCUAUUUUUAAACAUGAGAUUUUAAGAUGACUGAGAAGUUUGAAAUAGCUAUACAGUAUGUAUUUAUUUUUUAUUAGAAAUUUAUUUAACCUUACCUUUAAACAACGUGCAAUAUUCCCCUGGACAUGUGCAAACCUCUCGGAGAAACUUGUACAUGUGCAAACCUCUCGGAGAAACCUGUAUUGAAUUAAUUCUGUCUAUUACUGUGAGUUUGUUAUUAAAUGUUUGUUGUAUGGAGUACAACUUCAUGUAUGUCUAUAAUGUCUGAUGUGAAAUAUUCUAAUAAACAGUUUUUUUUUUCUUA